AUGGAGAGAAGAAAGGUAGUGAUGUGUGGUGUGUUAUCUCUCCUGGGUUUAUUAUCAGCUGCUACUGCCUUCGCUGCUGAAGCUACCAAAAUCAAGAGAUCUCAGAUCAAGUUUACCACUUCGGAUUCACUCACACGGUGCACAUAUUCAAGAAGUCCAGCUUGUAAUCUCGGCUUCCUUUCAGCUGUUUUUCUAUUGAUUGCUCAGAUAGCCGCGAGCGUCGCAAGCGGUUGUUUCUGUUGUAGAAAAGGCCCUGCUCCUUCUAGAUCUAAUUGGGCUGUCUCCUUAAUCUGCUUCGUUGUUUCCUGGUUCACUUUUGUGAUAGCGUUCCUCGUGCUGCUAACUGGAGCUGCACUCAACGAUGAACACAGCGAGGAGACAAUGUAUGCCGGUACCUACUUCUGCUACAUUGUGAAACCUGGCGUUUUCUCGUUCGGCUCUGUGCUUUCAAUUGUUACUGUUGCCCUCGGGAUUGUCUACUAUUUGUGUCUGACUUCGAGUAAGCAAAAUGUUGCUCCCGCAACGACGGCGCACGGAGGAGGGAUAGCAAUGGGGCAGCCUCAGAUUCCGGAGAGAGUAGAAGAUCCUGUCUUUGUUCAUGAAGAUACUUACAUGAGAAGACAGUUCACUUGA
Messenger RNA from Microthlaspi erraticum, 633 nucleotides. The record is from the annotation of a GenBank genome assembly. Lineage: Eukaryota; Viridiplantae; Streptophyta; Magnoliopsida; Brassicales; Brassicaceae.